This is a messenger RNA of Argiope bruennichi, 1887 nucleotides long. It is a transcript of the gene bora, whose product is annotated as protein aurora borealis-like. Gene Ontology annotation, cellular component: nucleus; cytoplasm. NCBI's taxonomy places the organism in Eukaryota, Metazoa, Arthropoda, Arachnida, Araneae, Araneidae. Gene Ontology annotation, molecular function: protein kinase binding. The record is from RefSeq and is a predicted model, not a curated record. The coding region runs from base 151 to 1557 and encodes 468 amino acids. Gene Ontology annotation, biological process: regulation of mitotic spindle organization; activation of protein kinase activity; regulation of mitotic nuclear division. The transcript has 10 exons.
AAAGGCUUAAAGAAAUCCGAGUCAGUCAGACGGAUAUUAUACAAGAGAGUCAUAAACAUCACAAAGAGAUUCGUGAUAAAAGAAUAAAAAAGAACGAAGGAAUUAGUUUAUAGUUUAUAUUAAAAAUUUCUUUUUAGAAUUAGCAAAUUAAUGGAUAGGCUUCAAAAAAUCAGCCCUUCAACUUCUGCUGCAAGUUUGACUUUCAAUGGCACACCAAAACGUACUCUGACCCCUUUACGUCCUGGAACUCCUCUUCAUGUAAUUAAUGAAGAAAAUGAUAAUGUAGCAAAUGAAAAUAGAUGCACACCUGUUAUAAGAAAUCCUUUUGAUGUUAAAGCUGAAUCUUUAUACUUACCUGCAUGCUCACCAUCUGUGUUUGCAACUUUACAAAGAAAUGAAGCAGAAAAUGGAUCUUUUCGAUGGUCGAUUGAGCAUUUGUCUUAUCUUUAUCCAGCUGAUAUAGAUGAAACUUCUUUACCUGAAACAAGGGUAGAUGAAGAGCAAGAAGUAAAAGCUCAAAAAGCUAUUGAUGCAUUUUUCUCACAAAGUAGCAUUGUUCCAUCACCGUGGAGCUCUUCUCCUAAAGAAGGGAGCACUAAUAUUAAACCAAGACGAAGGACACGUGUAAAUGUAUUAUUUCAAGGUGUUCAACGCUGUGAAGCUACAACUCAAACUUCACUUAGCAUUCCACCUAAUGUAGAUCUGACCAAUAUAUUAGGAAAAUAUUUUACUUUUAAUGAAGAUGAAGAAAAUAAUACUAGUUCAAAAGAAAAUUCUCGUGAAGAUGCAGAUUCGAGUACUUCUUCUUUACGCCGAAAGCUUUUUGUUGCAGACGAAGAAAAUCAUUCUCCAUGCAGAUCUGAAAUUAAAAAUCUUCACUCUACUAAGAGAUGGAGUAACUCUCCUGUACACAUGCGUAGUGUUCAUUCAACUCCAUCUUCUGAUGUGCUAUCAUCUAGUCCUAUUACGCCACCUAAUUGUAGUGAUUCUUGCAACAUAUUAUCAUCACCACCAGUUUCUCCUAUUAAAGCUUGUAACAGGAGUCCUUUGUAUCCUUCAGAAUUUGUAACAGAUGCUGAAACUGAGACAUAUAAUAUUCAGCAAGAAAAUGAAGGAACAGCAGCAUGGAAAAGCGGCAAUAAUAAUAAAAAAUUCCUCAACAGCUCUGUGAACCAUGAAGGAGAAAGCUUUAUGAGUUUUUGUGCUGAAUCCCAAGAAACGAAUCCUUUCCCAUCUUAUGUGUCUGAGAAACAAGAUACUGGUUAUGCCACUGGAAGCAUCGCUUCAUUCCAAAACAUGACCUCCUCAGAAACCAAUUAUGGCGUUGUUUCAAGGAUUAGUCCUGUCACAGAACUUAUGGAAGAGUGUGAGCUUUCUAAUUCAGCCUCCUGUGAUAUGUCAUUCAAGAAUGAUUAUAUGUCAAUCGAUGGUGUUUCCUCAGCUGAUUGUCAGAAAGCAAACGUUCUUAAUUCAUGUAAUUUUAAAACAUAUACAUGGGUCCCAACUUGUUGCUCUACCCCUGCUCAAUGUACUCAUUCACAACAAAUGACAAAAUAAGUAAUAUUUUAUCAUUUAUAUUUUAUUUUAUUAAUUAUUUGACAACUUACUGCCAAAAUAUGCAUACAUAUCAUUUUUAUAAACACUUUGUUGCUGUACAUCAACUUCUGUGAUGCCAUAAGCACUUUGUUCUAUAAGAUUUAGACUUCAGACAUUUUAAAUGAUUUUUUUUUUCUCUCAAUUGUGUGUUCUUUUUCAAUUAAUGAACUUAUAUCUAUAUACGCUUUUUGUACUUUGUAAAUUUCAUCUUAAUUUUAUUCAAUUAAAAGCAAAAUGAACUGCAGGAUAAUAUAAAGUUUCCUGUGAACAAAAAGUAUAAGAAAUCAAAUA